CAUCUCAAACAGAACAAAGCUGCUGAAGCAAUAAAGAUCCAUGUGACACGCUAUUAUAAAGAUGGCAUUUAUUAAAGAGGAGAGUGAAGACAUGAAGAUAGAAGAAGCAUUCAGAGUCAAACAAGAAGAUUUUGAGGAACAAACAGACCUGAUGGCAUUAAAAGAGGAGAGUCAAGAUCCCAAUGAAACCGAUGAGAAAGAUUUGCAUGAAAAACAAGAUUUCAUUACUGGAGAAAUUUCUUUUUGUUGUUCAAAAACUGAAAAGACGUCCUCUCAAAAAAGUGCUCAGAAGACUGGAAAUCUGAGUCAUUUAACUUGCAAACAGUGUGGAAAGAGUUUAAAAACAAGAGAAAACCUUAACAUUCAUUUGAGAACUCACACUGGAGAGAAGCCUUUUAUCUGCCACCAGUGUGGAAAGAGCUUCCCACGAAAAGAUAAUCUUAAGAUUCACAUGAGAAUUCACACUGGAGAGAGGCCUUACUCCUGCCAGCAGUGUGGAAAGAGCUUUCCACGAAAAGAUAAUCUUAAGAUUCACAUGAGAAUUCACACUGGAGAGAAGCCAUUUGUAUGUGGUCAAUGCGGAAAGUGUUUCCCACAUAAAGCAACUUUUUAUUCUCACAGGAGAAUUCACACUGGAGAGAAGCCUUACACCUGCCAACUGUGUGGAAAAACUGUAAAUCGAAAAGGAAAUCUUACGGCUCACAUGAGAGUUCACACUGGAGAGAAGCCUUUUGCAUGUGAUCAGUGUGGAAAGAGUUUCGUACGUAGGGAAGGCCUAAGUAAGCACAUGGAGAUUCACUCAACUGACAGCUGUUUUAUUUGCCCUCAGUGUGGAAGUACAUUCACAGACAAGAAACUCUUUAAGAGCCAUUUAAUAACUCACAUGGGACAGGAGCCUUUUAUGUGUCAUCACUGUGGAAAGACUUUCACGAAAAAAGCAAACCUCAAGACUCACAUGAAAAUUCACACUGGAGAGAAGCCUUUCACAUGUGAACAAUGUGGAAAGAGUUUCAGACAGAAAACAACCCUUUAUACCCACAUGAGAGUUCACACCACAGAGAGGCCUAUUCGAGUAUGUUUAGUCUAAGUUUAGGCUUUCGAAAUAGAUCCACAGAAGUGAAAAAUAAUUAAUCACCGGUUCAAACAGUUUGUCUAUUUAAAAAUGUAAUUCCACAAACAGUGCCACACAGGCCUCCUCUGACUCUCAUUGAGCCGUGUAGCAGCGGCAUGCUCUCUGUGGCCUGCGUCACACUCAUCUGAUUCACACAAGGCUGUGUUACGUGCUCUAAUAUUCCGAGUCGCACACAAAUGUGACUGAAAACUACUGUGUGCAACUGAAUGUUUUUUUAGGUGCACCAGUGCGACUGACCAGAGCAUAUUUGUGUUUGCGCUGAGGCGUGCUUUAUAGGUUUCUAAGUGUAUUUGCAGUGUUGAGAAAUGUUUCACAGACAUA
Messenger RNA from Carassius carassius (crucian carp), 1453 nucleotides. RefSeq names its product gastrula zinc finger protein XlCGF8.2DB-like. Gene Ontology annotation, molecular function: RNA polymerase II cis-regulatory region sequence-specific DNA binding; DNA-binding transcription factor activity, RNA polymerase II-specific. The record is from RefSeq and is a predicted model, not a curated record. The transcript is spliced from 2 exons. The coding region runs from base 62 to 1087 and encodes 341 amino acids. Gene Ontology annotation, biological process: regulation of transcription by RNA polymerase II. Lineage: Eukaryota; Metazoa; Chordata; Actinopteri; Cypriniformes; Cyprinidae.